Messenger RNA from Scomber japonicus (chub mackerel), 2725 nucleotides. RefSeq names its product transmembrane O-mannosyltransferase targeting cadherins 4 (gene tmtc4). Gene Ontology annotation, molecular function: protein binding; mannosyltransferase activity. Bases 381 to 2606 code for a protein of 741 amino acids. The record is from RefSeq and is a predicted model, not a curated record. The transcript is spliced from 19 exons. Gene Ontology annotation, biological process: endoplasmic reticulum unfolded protein response; protein O-linked glycosylation via mannose. Lineage: Eukaryota; Metazoa; Chordata; Actinopteri; Scombriformes; Scombridae. Gene Ontology annotation, cellular component: endoplasmic reticulum.
CGCUAAACGGGAAGUGUCUGAGCCUGAACGUGGAUAUUUGUUUACAGCCGUCUGCACCUCGCUGGGCAUGUCUCCUUCAGCGGAAUACUCUUCAUAUUUAUCUCAGAAAUAUUUAAAAUAGAUACCUAUUUAUGCCGAUAUAGCUGCUAGCGUGCGUCGGUUACGUUUAUGCUUUAAAAUAAUGUGGAUAGCAUCCGCUAACAAGACAUGCUAAAGUUAUGCUUUAUUAGCUUGCUAAAUCCCAAGGUACGACUUGUUGGCUCUUUCUGUUAGUUAACAUUUACGUUUGCUAGCUAACCUGGCAGCUAGCUGGCACACAGACUGUGACCCCUCACAAGGGACUAGAUGAUGAUACAGAAUGACCAAAGUCCCGAUGCAUUAUGGCAUUGUCUGAAGUUUAUUGGGAUCACCACAUACCCCUGCCAAAGCUUCCUCCUGUCCAGGCCAAAGCCACUGUCGCCCUGGUGGCACUCCUGUGCUUCAUAAACAGUUAUGAUGGGGAGUUUGUGUUUGAUGACUCUGAAGCAAUUGUCAACAACAAGGACUUGAGACCAGAAACACCCCUGAACAACAUCUGGACCAAUGACUUCUGGGGAAGCAACCUGAGUAGCAAUUCUAGUCACAAGUCCUACCGACCUCUCACUGUUUUUACCUUUAGGUUGAACUACCUACUGGCGGGAGGCCUGCACCCUGUUGGUUUCCAUGUGUUGAACAUCAUCCUCCAUGCUGUCAUAUCUGCCCUUAUGAUUGACGUGUUUGCUAUACUGAUUGGCGGACUGGCUUAUGAUGAGAAGAGUAAGAUACUGAACUACGCUCCCAAGACCUCUCUGCUUGCUGCCCUCUUCUUUGCUGCACACCCUGUCCACACAGAAAGUGUGGCUGGUAUAGUGGGUCGAGCAGACCUUUUGUGCGCCCUGUUCUUCCAGCUCUCUUUUCUCACCUACUGCAAAGCUUUCAACAGAGGGAUUGACAGAGAUGACAGGUUUUCUGUCCAGUGGGUUGUGGUCAGCCUCUUGCUGUGUGCUGCAGCGAUGCUUUGUAAAGAACAAGGCAUCACAGUCUUGGGUGUGAAUGCAGCCUUUGAUGUCCUCCUGAUCUGUAAUGUUAAUGUGUAUGAACUCAGCCAGAGGCUACUCCUUAGGAAGAAUCCACUCAAUGUAAGUGAGAUGUUGCGAUCGGGACUGCUUACACGAUUGACUCUCAUGGGUCUUGGAGGACUCUCAAUGCUCUAUGCACGCUGGAGGAUCAUGGGAACAGGACCGCCAGCAUUCACUGAAGUAGACAACCCUGCCUCUUUCGCAGAAAAUUUAUUUCUCAGGAUACUGAACUAUAAUUACUACUACUCUCUGAAUGCCUGGCUGCUGCUGUGUCCCUGGUGGCUGUGUUUUGAUUGGUCCAUGGGCUGUGUGCCUCUCAUUAAGUCAGCCACUGAUUGGAGGAUGGUGUGGCUGCUGCUGCUCUGGUGUGUCCUGAUAGGCUUGAUAAGCCAAGCCUUAUGCUCACAGGACAGCCAGAGAAGGAGGACGUUGACCUUAGGUCUGGUGCUGCUGGUCGUCCCUUUCCUGCCAGCCUGUAACAUAUUUUUCAGGGUGGGUUUCGUUAUUGCUGAGAGAGUUCUCUACCUGUCCUCGUCUGGCUACUGCCUACUGCUGGCGUACUCGGUGGGACACUGCUGCUGCUGUUGGACCAAAUACAGGAAGCUGCUGUGUGCGUCUGUGCUUACACUUUUGUGUGUAUAUGUAGCUCGCUGUGCUCUCCGCAGUCACCAGUGGCGGUCGGAGCAAAGCCUCUUUACCAGUGCCCUGACUGUCUGUCCACUCAAUGCCAAGGUCCAUUAUAACGUUGGAAAGAAUCUGGCUGAUAGAGGGAACACUUCUGCUGCCAUCACAUAUUACAGAGAGGCAGUCAGGCUACAUCCUACCUAUGUCCACGCCAUGAACAACCUGGGGAACAUCCUGAAGGAAAGGAAUGAACUGAUUGAGGCAGAACAGCUCUUAUCCAAAGCAGUUUCUAUUCAGCCUGAUUUUGCUGCUGCUUGGAUGAAUCUGGGUAUAGUGCAAAACAGCCUGCAGAAGUUUGAGGAAGCAGAGCAGAGCUACUGGAACGCCAUCCGCUUCCGGAAAAAGUACCCAGACUGCUACUAUAACCUGGGACGCUUGUAUGCUGACCAGCACAGAUACGUGGAUGCCCUGAACGCCUGGAGGAAUGCAACAGUGCUAAAACCUGAGCACAGCCUGGCUUGGAACAACAUGGUCAUUCUACUGGACAACACUGGUAACCUGGGUCAAGCGGAGCUGAUCGGCCGGGAAGCUUUGAAGCUCCUCCCUAGCGACCACACUAUCAUGUUUUCAUUGGCUAAUGUCCUGGGGAAAUUACAGAAAUAUAAGGAGUCAGAGGGCUUCUUCCUUCACGCUCUUCGGAUCAACCCAAAUGGUGCUAGUUGCCAUGGCAAUUUAGCUGUGCUGUAUCAUCGCUGGGGAAAGCUAGAGCUGGCAAAGAAACACUAUGAGCUGUCUCUAAAGUUAGACCCCGAGGCUCCAGGGACCAGAGACAACUACAACAUGCUGCGACGCAAACUGGACCAGCUUAAACUGCACACACCCUGAGGGAGCCCACCAGGAUCCUUGCCUACCAUGAACCACAUUUCUCCAUUGUUCCAAUUGAUAUUAUUUUAUCACACUAAUUGCAGCUUUGUACCAUUUGGAAAUAAAAACCAUGAUUUGUG